Molecule: messenger RNA, 2490 nt
Organism: Eremomyces bilateralis CBS 781.70
Lineage: Eukaryota; Fungi; Ascomycota; Dothideomycetes; Eremomycetales; Eremomycetaceae
Exons: 3
Coding region: 1-2490 (829 amino acids)
Cellular component (GO): nucleus
Molecular function (GO): RNA polymerase II CTD heptapeptide repeat phosphatase activity
Source: RefSeq, a predicted model, not a curated record
AUGCUGAUCACGUCGCCACCGUCGCUGCACUACCCGAUCACGGUGACGGAGCUGCUGAAGCGGGCGGGCGACGAUGUAGAGAAGCUGGACACGCUGUUCCGCUACAGCUACAAGACGCGGGUCGAGGUCGCGAAGGACCGGUUGGGCGACGAGACCGAGUGGGUGGAUCAGACGGCCUUCGCACAGUUCGACAGCGAGAGCGAUGGCAAGGUGGUCGCAUGGAAGGUCCGGCAAGGCGAGCUGGUGAAGUGGCCGGGGAUUCCGCUCGUGGAGAUCGCGGAGCCGUGCAAGCAUGAGAUCCAAUAUGGCGGGCUGUGCGUCAAUUGCGGGAAGGACAUGACCCAGGUCAACUACAACACAUCGUCUCUCGAUGCGGAGCGCGCCACCAUUAACAUGGUCCAUGGCGACACACAGCUCAAAGUCAGCCGAAACGAAGCCACCCGCGCUAACGAAGAAGCGAAACGUCGCCUGCUUUCGACACGCCGCCUAACCCUUGUUGUCGACCUCGACCAAACCAUCAUCCAUGCGACCGUCGAUCCCACCGUUGGCGAGUGGCAACGAGAUCCAGAGAACCCAAAUCACGAUGCCGUCAAAGAUGUCCGGGCAUUCCAGCUCAUCGACGAGGUCCCUGGAGGUCGAAGCUGCUGGUACUAUAUCAAACUACGGCCCGGCCUCCUCGAGUUCCUGGAGAAGAUCUCGUCGGUAUACGAGCUGCACAUCUAUACCAUGGGAACCAGGGCAUAUGCAGAACACAUCGCCAAGAUCGUGGAUCCAGAUCGCAAGAUCUUUGGCGACCGGAUCCUCAGCCGGGACGAGAGCGGGAGCUUGACCGUCAAAACACUACACAGACUGUUCCCCUGCGAUACGAACAUGGUGGUGAUCAUAGACGACCGUGGAGAUGUGUGGGGUUGGUCACAUCAUCUGGUCAAAGUCAGCCCGUAUGACUUCUUCGUCGGCAUCGGUGAUAUCAAUUCAAGUUUCUUGCCCAAACGUCAAGAGCUCGAGAAAGAUGCAAAAAAGGUGGAGAAGUUGGAACCACCACCUCCAAAGGACGAACAGGGCGACUCUUCUAUCGACCCGAAAGGUGGCGUGGUCAAGGGCGCGGACAGCGAAAUCGCUGCCGACGAAGCCGCUCCGGAGGGCGAAGAUGGAGAGGGGAUCACCGAUAUCGAGCGGCAGCUGGUCGCAAUGGCUGGUGGCGAUAACCCGAAACUGCUCCAGGAGCAAACAGAGGAACAGACCGAGACAAUCACAGCGCAAGUGGAGGACCGGCCACUGCAACGGAAGCAGGAACUACUUGACAAGGCCGAUGAGGCCGCUACCAAAGACUCGGAAUCGGAGAGUGAGAAUGGCGAUUCGCAACAUCGGGAACGACAUCACCUCCUUCAUGACGACGACACCGAGCUGCUGAAUCUUGAGAGCGUCCUGACGGGUAUCCACGACGUCUUCUACGCGGAGUAUGAUCAGCGGACAGGCGGCCAAGCCGUGGAUCAAAACGACUGGACACCGGAUUUGAAGUACAUAUUGCCGUUGAUGAAGGAACAGGUUCUAGGCGAUGCGGUGAUAGUUUUCACCGGCGUGAUUCCUCUCGGGACUGACCCCAUGAACUCUGAUCUCGGCCUAUGGGCUCGUAGCUUUGGUGCCACGAUCUCGACCCAACUGACCUCGUCGGUCACCCAUGUCGUCGCCUCCAAGCUCCGCCGUACUGCCAAAGUGAAGCAAGCCGCUCGCAUGCGGCGCGUCCGCAUCGUCACCACCGGCUGGCUUCUCGAAUGCUUCUCCGCCUGGCAGAAAGUCUCGGAGGAGCCGUACCUCAUCGAGGUCGAGCCGGACGACCACUCCAGUCCCGUCCGGUCGCGCACCGCCAACGUCUCGUUCGACACCACUGUUGAUGACGGCAUGUUGUUGAGCGAGAGCGAGGGGACCGCGGGAGACGAGAAUGAGGAUCCUGAGGGUGAUGACGACGACUUUGAGUUGAAGAGCCCAGUCGAAAUCGACGCGGCGAACUGGGAGGAGAUGAAUGGGGAGCUGGAGGAGUUCCUCGGCUCAGAAGGUGACACUACGGAUCAGGACGACGACGACGACGAUGACGACGACGACAUGACAGAUAUCGAAGGCCGCAACGAGAACGGCGACCUGAUGGCGAGCGCCCGAAAGCGCAAGCGCGCGACAUCGACAGGCGAUGCGGACACAGAAAGCGACGACAGCGAAGCCGACGUCCGUAAAUCGCAGCCGUUCGCGACGGUCAAUGGGAUGAGCCAGCUGCAGCGGCGCAAACGUAGGGCAUUGGAGCGCGUGUCGAGCCUGUCUAACGUGACCAACGCAGACGUGCGCGAGGCGUCGGGGUUGCUAAGCCCCGAGGCAACGGUGGCGAGCGGGAACGAGAAGGAUGGGAGGGGGGAGGAGCGCGGGGGGGUGGUGGAAGACGACGACGACGAUGAUGAUGGGUUGGAGGCGGAGUUGUUGGCGGAGCUGCAGCGGGAGGAUUGA